Epinephelus lanceolatus (giant grouper) is the source of this 1945-nucleotide messenger RNA. RefSeq names its product regulator of G protein signaling 18 (gene rgs18). Lineage: Eukaryota; Metazoa; Chordata; Actinopteri; Perciformes; Serranidae. The record is from RefSeq and is a predicted model, not a curated record.
GGUUUAUAAAAGACGAGGUGGUUCGUCGGGUGAUAGGUUAAAAAAAAAAAAAGUCAGAGAGCUAUUUGUGGCCUGUCGCUUCGCAAACCAGCCACAGAAAGAACAGCAUGGAGACGCUUCUUUUUCUAUUUCCUCAAUUCAACUACAUGGCCCCAAAGGAGGAAGCGUAUUUCAAAAUGCUUGGUCCAGAGGACUUGCAUGCACCAAAGAUGAAGGACGAUACUAGCAGACAGAAAGACAAGGAGAGGAAGAGCCGACUAAGCCUUUUUCUCACCAAGUCAGGCUCUCAUGAAAACGUCAGUCCCCAUAAAAAGACAAAUACGACACCCAGCAACAUCACAGCAGAGGCAGCUUUGCAAUGGAGCGACUCCUUUGAAGAACUGCUGAAGCACUCAGAUGGAGUGGAAAGCUUCUCUCAGUUCCUCAGGACAGAGUUCAGCGAGGAAAACAUUGAAUUCUGGUUGGCCUGUGAAGAAUACAAGAACAUUGAUUCUGAGACAAAGCUGCUGUCCAAAGCCAAAUAUAUUUAUACGGUGUAUAUUGAAUCGGAGGCCCCUAAAGAGGUCAACAUUGACUACAACACCAAGAUGGCUAUUCAGAAGGUCAUAGCACAUCCCACAAAGACCUGUUUUGAAGCGGCCCAGAUGAAAGUCUACAGCCUGAUGAAAAAGGACUCCUACCCCAGGUUCCUCCACUCUGACAUUUAUAUGCGUCUCACCAGGAGGAAAGGCCCGGGGGCAACUAUGUUUCGCAGAAGGUCACGCUCCUGUGUGUUCAACGACAGGGGCGAGGCCACCAACGAACCUUCGGCCUGGUAGUGGUAACUGCAAAGUCGCUCACUCUGUGAAUGAUGAUAUUAUUACACAGGAGAUGAUCCAUGAUUAGCAGCACAGUUGUUGAAACUUGAUGUUUGGUGCAGAGGCUUAUUAUCCACAGGUUUGCUUCUGCAGUGAGUGUUAUUUUUUAUAACCACUGAUGUCACAGUGGAUCAUGUCACUCACAUAUUGUCAUGGCAGCUUGCCAGUGGUGAACAAUUCAAAGAAAUAGUUUGACAUUUUGGGAAACAGGCUCAUUUGCUUUCUUGCUGAGAGUUCAAUUCGAAGAUUGACACCACUCUCAUGUUUGUAGAUAAAUGCAGCUUUGGUCAACUGGUUAGCUUAGCUUAGCAUAAAGACUGGAAACAGAGGGAAACAGCUAGCCUGGCUCUGUGCAAUGAUAAAAGACAAUACAAAUCUCCCUAUCAACACUUCUAAAGAUAGCUAAUUAACAUUUUAUAUCAUUUUUGUUCUGUGUAAAAACCUACGAGUGAAAAAACAAACACUGCUGUGUUUUAGAGGAUUGUGUAUUGUUAUUUGGGGGAUGAAGGAUUCCUGUACUGUGUGCAGUAACUUCCUGGGGCCUUGUCGUCAGUGUGAACGGAGACUUCAGGAAGUCACUGUUUAAAUAAAGAGCAGUGGUGGGCAGGUUACGCUUAAUAUUAACCAUAGACAUGAGAGUGCUAUCAGUAUCAUCUUCUUCUCCUCGCCUUGGCAAUAAACUGAACAAGCAUAUUUCCCAAGAUGUCAAACUGUAAGUACUAUACUACACAGCUGGAUAACAGCUGACACCUUUACCCUUUCAGCUAUAUCAACAAGUUAAGAAAUGUUAUGGGGCCACUACAUCAGAGGCACGUGGUCAUCUGAAAAUAACAGACAUCCUCUGGCCAAUCAGAACUGAGCAUUCUCCGUGGCCAUGGUGUAAAACCAGAGUAUUCACUUUGCACUUAUGGACCAAUCCAUUCAUUCUCUUUCUCGGAGGCAAAGCGCAAAUCUUGAAGCCGAACUUGAACAAAAGUGGAACAGCUAAGCCCCGUUUCCACCAAACACUUUUGGUACGGUACCUUUGGGACCGAAAGUAACCCUUCAGACAUGGUACCUAGACCCUUGCGUUUCCCCCACAAACAGUA